GUUUACUAAGAAUUUGGGCCUUACCAAGAACGUUUGUGUCCAGAUAAGUAACAACAGGAUGACACAAGUCUAAUAUGGCUGCCGGCCUCGUGGUAGCCUCGUACUUAUAAAGCUGUUAUCUUCACCUGGAUCACGAACUGGUUCGAGACCGCUUCCCGCUUGAUUGAAAAAACUACAGUGCAAUUUUGUGUUAAUCCAAUUGCUUUCCGUAAAAAUGGGACAGGUAUUCAGUUGUUUGCGUGACCAUUGUCCAAAACUGGGCAGGAAGAGGAAAUUAUCUGAAGAGAGUGAAUCUUCUCAAGUUGCUUCAUUGGACGUUUCUACAGAAGAUGCUAACAAAUGUUAUGUAGAUCAAAGGGUUAUCUUAGUUGAAGAGCAAGAUGAUCCAGAUGAACGCAACCGAGCUGUAGGAGGAGUUGCAAACAGUUCUGCUAUUGCACAUGAAGAUCAUAUUUAUUCAAAUCACCUGGCCUGCAAUGAAGCAACUCUUGUUGAUAUUGAAGUUGUUCCUAAAGAUCACCUUAUUGAUAAUUUAGAAUCUUCAUGUCCAAAGAAAAUUGAGAAGUUUCCUGACCAAACUGUGUCUGUAAAGAAAAUCAAGACUGAGGAUUUCCAAGAUUUCCCUAUAAUCAAGGAUCAAAACACCAUAGAUUAUGUGCUUAAAUCAAAGAUUGCUGUUAUUAUGCGGGGCUUAUCAGGAUCUGGCAAAUCUACACUGGCUUCGAAACUUCUUGAGAUCUAUGGAGAUUAUGCUAUUGAAUGCUCAGCUGAUUUUUUCUUCAACCAACCUGAUGGAAGCUAUGCAUUUGACCCAACUCUUCUGAAGGAAGCCCACAACUUCUGCUAUGAGACUGCUAAGCACGAGAUGUCAGUUGUUCACAGGCCUCUGGUCAUCAUCAACAACACCAACAUCAAAUUAUGGGAGUACAAGAAGUACACAAAUCUGGCCAAAGAUUACUGCUACACAGUGAUCAUCAUGGAGCCACAGACUCCAUGGGCCCAGGAUCCUGAAAUCUUAGCCCAGAAGAACAUUCAUGGCAAUGAGGCUUCUAGCAUUGCUAACAGGCUGGCUCAAUAUCAAGCAAAUGAACCAAUCUUCUUUGGUUGGUUCCUGAACCCUCAUGACUCGUGUAUACUGGUGAACCAGGUAUUUGACUACCUGAAGGAGCUACUCAAUGUGUCGCCAUUCAGAGAGAGCCUGGUACGAUGCUGUACUCUAACGGUUCCCAACUUUGUCAAAGUUAGCGAGGCUGAAGCGCACGAGUACUACCGCUUCACUGGCCGUGAUGGAGCCUUCCAAAGCCUGCACUGCACAGCCAUGUUUAUGGGCAAGGGCAAGGCUCCUGGGGCGCAGGAAUAUCUCAAGAGGCCUGCAGUAAAAAAGAAUAUCGGACGCGUUUAUUCCUUAAUUGUGACGGGGUUUGUGAUCACACCGCGCACGCUAGGGGCGCGCGUGUUGCUGCAGCCGCCGUUGCUGCCGCUGUGGGGGCAACAGGACGACGGUCUCGACAUGCCAGACGCUCUCGCCAGCCUCUACCGCGCCGCUCAGCCCGACCAGCGCGUCUUGUUGCCCAAUGGCCGUGAAUUGUUGCUUAGUGGAAGUGAAUUAGGGUCUGCCGCAGGUGAUUUAUCUCAAGGAUCAUUUACUGGAAAUUUAUCACCAAGUACAGCGGGUGAUUUAUCAUUGCCGAAAAAGGAUAAAUACUCCGGUGUUUCUAUCAAGUCGUCACGAGCGGGAAAUUUAUCAUCAAAUUCUGCUAUAGCUGAAUUGUCUGCUUUUAGUAACACAACAAUGGCUGUAAAUGAAUCAUCACCAGUAGCGAAUGAUAAAACAGCGACUGCAAAAGACCGUUCACCGCUUGCUGGAGUUGAAUCGCUCAGUGAAGGAACGUCUCCCCCAAAUGACAUAGCAGGCAUAACAGAGACGGAGGUUAUGGCCAGGAUACUGCAACGAGCGAGCAGCAAACCCCGACUUUGUGACGAUGAAGGCAGCCUGAAAACGCUCGUCGAUAUCAGCUGUGACCAAGUGCCUCAACCUGCUCAAGACGAGACUGGGGAAGGCCGAAGAGCACACCUCACGCUGGCGGUAGCACCCAACGUCGCGGCCGUCGUUACGGGCUUCGAUUUGCUGCAGCUGCUGCGUCUGGAGAGCGAGAUCCGGGAAGUUCUUCCGAGGAGUGUGAAAAUUAAAGGCGGCGUCAUCACUGAGUAUGAGGGAGGCGUGUUUGCUGUAAAGCCUGAUCAAUGCAUGAAAGUGCAAGCGAUGUUCUCUGCUUCAUACUGAAGCAUCCUCGACAUCGCGUCGUGCCUCAGACUUCUAGAAUCUACAGUUUAUUUGAUUUUAAUUUAUGAAUUAUAUUUUAUUUCAGACUUGGUGAUAAUUUCUUGCUACAUUUGUUGAUAAUUUUAAUUCGAAAAUUUCGAAUGUUUUCUGUUGAAUUUACAGCAUUUCCUAAUUUGUUUUUAUUUUCUUCCACUUUACAUUUAGUAAUUUUACUACGGUACCUUGAGUCGUUUACAUGUAAUACGUUAUUUGACGUCUGUUCUCUUUAAUAUCAGACAUAAUUUUUAUGCAGUCAUCUUUAAGUAAUAUAGGUAGUAUAUUUAAUUUAUUUAUAACAAUCUAUGUUGUGAUUUUUCUGUUUUGCUGUAGGUAAUCAUGAAGCUCCUGCAAAACCUUGACCUUUAUGACAAGUAUGGGUUGCAUUAAACAUUUUUCAAAUUGAAUCGAACAAAUAAAUUGUUAGCUCUUGAUGGUGCUAGGGGCUGAUUUCCUUGUUACAUAACAAUGAAAUAUAUCGAUUAGAUUUGAGCACAAAAUUUCACGACAUUUUUGAGAGCAUAGAAUAGUUUCUGAAGAAAUAUUUAUUACUAUUUUCUAUCUCAAGUAUUUUGUGGUUUCACUUGUGAUAUUUCUUUCUGGAGCUCGCUAUGUAUCUUCUAUGAAUUGAUUUCAAUUGUAUUCUCGUUUCAGGUUGCGGCGAAUGUUAUCUAUUUGUAAGAAAAUUGCUCAUUUAUUGGUGAACUGAAGAUUCACAAAAAAAUUAAUAACUUAUUUAACGUCGCUUUUGCUAUGUAAAUUCGCCAUAUUGAAUAGGGAUAUAAAAAUUUUCAGAGUAUUAUUUAUGUGCAUUACUUCCAUUAUAGGGAUUAUGAUUAGAUCAAAUAACCGCAAUGGAACCAAAAAAUGGGGAUGCCUUACUGAAUGUGAUAUGCUGCCAGUGUUUUACUUUUGGAAAAGUAAAAUGAAAAUUGAAUACGACAGAGACUGAAUUCUGUAAUUAUUACUGAACUGCUAAGAGUGAAUGUGAUUUUUAUAACUAUAAUAUAAUAAGAUAAUUAUGUGAUUUUCACCUGAUUUAUUUGUAUUAUAUUCGGAUUUGUGCUUGGUUGCCAUCUUUGGAUGGAGUUCAUGUGAACAAGCCAUGGUGGCCAUUGUCGCAUUGGCUGCCAAAUAUUAACGUUGGUGUAGAAUGUGGCAUAUCUACAAUAUGUCUCCCCCAGGCUGGCCAUGAAUGUACAUUAUUUCUGCAGAACAGCCUGCGUUUUGUGCUGAUGUUAUGCCUUGCGUUGCGUGACCAUGUGUGCUCCCUGUUGCGAAUUAUCUAUGUACAGGAAUUUAUUGAAGGACUACGUUACAAAUAUUACCUUAUUAUUGCAAAUCCUGCAAGACUAUUGCAAUCCUUGUGCGCACCGAUUGAAAUGUUAUAUAAAUUUGGAUGUGUUUCGUAUGUUUUAGGGUAUUUUAGCAUGAUGACUGGAUUUUCAUCCUGCUUAAGUCCGAACGUGAUUUAUUGUUAUAACGACCACAAUUGUUUUCGGAGUGUGGCGUCUGUGAUAUGAAUGAGCCAUGUCUGUCGGGAUACUCAAAAGUAGUUCACUUUUGAUUUUCUUAAUUUCAUCAAAGCAUCUUUGAUUUAGGUGCGAGUUUUAUGGAAACAAUUUUUUUUUUUUUUGUCUUAGCUGAGGUUUUUAUGACUGAUGUCAUUGUUAUGCGACCGCUGAACCUUCUGACGUGUACAGUUACUCUGAAGCUCCAUGGGAAGUGUGUUCCUGGUGCAUUCUUCCUGAGCGCCUUCCCACAGAGCAUUCUGGGGUCUCUGAACCCUUCAGCUGUCUCUGACUGCGAGUCUCUGGACCCGUCAUCUGUCUCUGACUGCGGGUCUCUGGACCCCUCAGCUGUCUCUGACUGCGGGUCUCAGUUAUUUAGCCAGCAUACCUCGCAUUUCCCUUGUCCAUCGGGCGCCCGACGUCCCAUGUACGCGAUCUCUCGUUCGCGUGCUUGCGUUUUUUCUUUUUAAUUUUUUGACAUUCAUCAGAUAGAAAUGCUUGCCAUGGGCAGGGUGACAGGGUGGCCCAGUGG
Messenger RNA from Hyalella azteca, 4363 nucleotides. RefSeq lists its product as uncharacterized. Gene Ontology annotation, cellular component: cytoplasm; membrane. Gene Ontology annotation, molecular function: 2',3'-cyclic-nucleotide 3'-phosphodiesterase activity. The transcript is spliced from 7 exons. Lineage: Eukaryota; Metazoa; Arthropoda; Malacostraca; Amphipoda; Hyalellidae. The record is from RefSeq and is a predicted model, not a curated record. Gene Ontology annotation, biological process: cyclic nucleotide catabolic process. Bases 215 to 2284 code for a protein of 689 amino acids.